Zychaea mexicana is the source of this 1183-nucleotide messenger RNA. RefSeq lists its product as uncharacterized. The coding region runs from base 167 to 1141 and encodes 324 amino acids. NCBI's taxonomy places the organism in Eukaryota, Fungi, Mucoromycota, Mucoromycetes, Mucorales, Lichtheimiaceae. The transcript is spliced from 3 exons. The record is from RefSeq and is a predicted model, not a curated record.
UCGCUGCUGAAGUGAUCUAUUGCGCCAUCGUCCUUGCGGCCAAUGGUAUCCUCGGAAAUGACUCCGAAUAUCUCUUGUAGCGCUUGCGCGAUCUGCCCGAACCGUGAGGCCAGUUCGACCUUCGGAAGUGGAAAAUCUACCUGCCGCAAAGACUGUAUCGAGAUCGAUGAUUCCAUCUUGCAUAACCUUGUCGAACAGUCACAGCUGUAGUGCACAUGUCGCAAGAGCACCUGCAGAUAACGUCAACUCUCUUUUAUCUGGCUUUCACUUUUCCUUGGAAUCUUUAAACGCCAUGGAUCAGCAACUCAUGUCGACCGGCGUACCACUCCUGAUUCUUGGACUUGGCUGGACAGGAACGUUUUUGAAUGAAUUACUGUCUCAACUCCACAUUACAUAUGUUGCGACGACGCGUCACCAAACCACCGAUACUGUUCAAUGGGAGCUCCCACAAGACGACAGCUGUACACACGUAGACGUCAGCGCCUUGCCACAAGCAAAAACAGUCUUAGUUACGUUUCCUGUUCGCAGCUCAGCAUGCAUGAGCAGCUUAAUGGAUGCUUACGAGUCCAAGCACGGUCAAACACAGUGGAUUUUACUCUCGUCAACACGGCCAUUUAGUGGCAAUCCCAGCGAUCGUCACGGACCGAUAGAUCCAUCCAAGGAUACUUCAGGACGGAUGGAAGGUGAAGCUGUUAUUUUGGAGCGUGGUGGCACAGUGCUUCACUUGGCCGGGCUAUGGGGUGCUCAGCGGCAACCACGCAAUUGGGUGCCUCGUUUUGCCACGCAACAAGCAAUCCGAGGCAAAUUGCUGGCGCGGCAACUUCAUUUGAUUCACGGUAACGAUGUUGCCAGGGCAAUUGUAGCCGCCCACAAACAUUUCCAAAAGGGCCAACGGUGGAUCGUGACAGAUGGCGGUUGUUAUGACUGGAUCCAAUUGUUUCUUGCUUGGGGAAGCGAAGAGCAAAUUGAGAUGGCUCGUGACCUUGCCAAAAAUGACGACGCUUGUCGCCAGGCGUUAGGAAGCGGAUCACUCGAGGAAAUUGUUGCUCGAGGGGGUGUCAGGCCUCGGCUUGAUUCGCGUGAUUUCUGGAAUACUUUCCAACUAGAGCCUACCGAGUUCCUUCAUAUAUGUAAAAGCUAGACUGUGUUUCUGCUGCUCUAAAAAUAAACCUUAAUAUUCGGG